AUGCCUGCCCCUCCAGUCUCUCCUCCUCGCGUCCUCGUCUUCGGCACCGGCAGCGUCGGCGCCGUCUACGCCUGGAUACUCUUCCGUGCCGUUGGCCCAGCCAACCUCUACACGGUGUGCCGUUCGAACCAUGCGGUUGCCUCGACAGCAGGCUUCACCAUCAACUCGACCAUCUUUGGGGAAGGCCUCAACUUUAAGCCCCAGGUGGUGCGGACCGUUGAUGAAGCUGUCUCGCUCUCAGGAGGCAAACCAUUCGACUACAUCGUUGUCACGGCAAAGGCCAUACACACGACUCCGUCGAUUCCAGAACAGCUCCGCCCGGCCAUCGCACCUCACACGACUAUCGCCCUCAUUCAGAAUGGCAUCGCCAUCGAAGAACCCUACCGCACCCUCUAUCCAGACAACCCCUUGCUGAGCUGCGUGGUGUACCUCCCCGCCACCCAGACUGCUCCCGCCGUGAUCGUCCACCGUGAGAUUGAACUCUUGCACAUUGGGACGUACCCCUCCAACGCGCCACGGGCGCACCAAUCCGCGGCCGAACCGUUCGCCCGCCUCCUCAACGCGGGGGGAGGCAGCACGGAACUGCACGAGGACGUGCAACCGCAGCGCUGGAGCAAGCUCAUGGUCAACGCGAGCUGGAACCCGGUGUGCGCGCUCUCGCGGUCGCGCGACGCCCAGUUCCUCAAGUCCUCACCGCCAGAGUACUCGCUAGGUUUGAUCAAGUCGCUCAUGACUGAGAUCGCGUCCAUCGCCCAGUCGCUCGGCUACGACAACAUCAACGCUGACACUAUCACCUACCAAAUCAACCGCGCCAAAGUCAGGGAGCUGCCUGGCGUCGAACCCUCCAUGCUCGCCGACGCAAAGGUCGGCGCGAGGAUGGAAGUCGAUGCCAUCGUCGGCAACACCGUCCGGUUGGCUGAUGAAAGAGGCGUGCACACGCCGUUGCUCAGGGCCAUCUAUGCUCUUGUCACGGCCCUGGACAGGAGCUUUCAAAGGGAGCUCGAAAAAAAGACCCAGGUCCAGGUCAACGACAAAGGAAGGCUAGGCGAACAAUCGAGGAUCUGA
Messenger RNA from Cladophialophora psammophila CBS 110553, 1065 nucleotides. Its product is annotated as 2-dehydropantoate 2-reductase. Lineage: Eukaryota; Fungi; Ascomycota; Eurotiomycetes; Chaetothyriales; Herpotrichiellaceae. Bases 1 to 1065 code for a protein of 354 amino acids. The record is from RefSeq and is a predicted model, not a curated record. Gene Ontology annotation, cellular component: cytoplasm. Gene Ontology annotation, biological process: pantothenate biosynthetic process. The transcript has a single exon. Gene Ontology annotation, molecular function: 2-dehydropantoate 2-reductase activity.